AAAUCCUAACGCUCUCAUAACUGUGUUUUACAUUUAGUGGACCAUCAAAAUGGCAUGGGAUAAGCUGAACCUUUUACUAAUUGACUGGUUUAUUUAAGCAAAGCUUGGUCCUGAUAUAUUUAACCAACAGAAAUAGUGCUAAUAAGAUUAUCCGGUGAAGUAAUUUUUAAUGAAGUGGGAAUAAAAGUGGAUAGCAAGAAACAAACAAAAAACAGGUGGAAAAAAAUACAACACAACCUUCUUGUCUCCCCUAACAUCUACAUGCUUUACAGCUGUCUGUUCCUUUCAUCUUGGGGUGAUGUUAAUCUUCUGUUUAUUUUGCUACCAUAAAUCCAAGUACAGGUAGUUCACUCAGACAUAGCCCUCUAAAAGCUGGUCUAUGCCUGUUCUUUCUCGUCUCAAAAAUAAGGGAAAGAAAGUGUGUGUGUUUGUGUCCAGUUGGUGGUGUUAGUGGUUAAAAAGCAAGCUGGGACUUCCUCUUUGAACAGUUGUCUUUUCCCCUUAGACGAGGGAGAACUUAUUUAGUUUGAGACUGAAUACUGCUGAAACCAAGCCACGUACCGAAGAGAGGGUAUGAUGGCUAAGAAGCCCCCUAAACCAGCCCCUCGCAGGAUCUUCCAGGAAAGGUUGAAGAUUACUGCUCUUCCCCUGUACUUUGAAGGUUUUUUAUUAGUCAAGAGGCCAGAAUACCAGGACUUUAAACAUUAUUGGACAGAGUUGAGAGGAACUACACUUUUCUUUUAUACUGACAAAAAAAGUACAAUAUAUAUUGACAAAUUAGACAUAAUAGAUCUUACAUGCCUUACUGAUCAGAAUUCAACUGAAAAGAAUUGUGCAAAAUUCACCCUUGUUUUACCAAAAGAGGAAGUGCAACUGAAGACAGAGAACACAGAAAGUGGAGAAGAAUGGAGAGGCUUCAUUCUUACGGUAACAGAGCUGUCAGUUCCCCAACAUGUGUCACUCCUACCGGGGCAAGUAAUUAGACUGCAUGAAGUCCUAGAGAGAGAAAAGAAAAGGAGAACUGAGACAGAACGGCUACCUAGUACAUCUGUGGAAAAAGAGAAUGAAACAAUUGAAGAUUAUGUGGAUGUACUGAACCCUAUGCCAGCGUGUUUUUAUACUGUGUCCCGGAAAGAAGCAACUGAGAUGCUUGAGAAGAAGCCUUCAUUGGGAAAUAUGAUCCUAAGGCCUGGUAGUGACAGUAGAAACUACUCCAUCACUAUCCGGCAAGAGACAGACAUUCCAAGAAUUAAGCACUACAAAGUGAUGAGCAUAGGAAAAAACUACACUAUUGAACUGGAAAAACCUGUGACACUCCCAAGCCUUUUCAGUGUCAUUGAUUAUUUUGUGAAGGAGACUAGAGGAAAUUUAAGACCAUUUAUAUAUUCAACUGAUGAAAACCUUGGCCAAGAACCCAAGACAGAAGAAAGAAGAGAGAAGCUGAAGAAAAACCUGCAUAGUUCAUGAAAUGAAAGAACUACCUUUAUGUAUCUUGGUAAUUUGUAUUUUCAAAAAGAAGAGAUCACUUUUUAAAGAAAAUUACUUGUAUUCUCCUGAUCCUGAUUUCCAAGUCACUCACCUGGACACCAGAAUUAAACAUUGUAUCAUAUAAUUUCAUGGUCUUAUCAGAAUGAAAAUUCAAUGGAAAACCACAGAAUACGAUAACUGGUAGAUGUACAUAUUCUUGUGCACUGAUAUAAGGUUGAAAACCUAUGGUCCUUUAUAAAUGGAGUUUUUAUUUCCUGGGCUUCAAUUAAAUACAUUUUCUCUAUACAAAUUCCACAGAAGAUACUCUAGUUCUCUAAAAUUCUACUAAUUCCAAAAAAAAAAAAAAACCUCAAUACAUUUCGUUCAGAUCUGACUUUACCAAUUGAUUAGAUAAGAACAGUCAUUCUAACUUUCUAGAUAGAAGUCAGAAACACAUAAAAGGAGAAGCCUUUUUCCAAUAGAAAUACUCUAUGCCACAUUUUUGUUAUUGGAAAUAAACUUUGUACACCUUUAAUUUCUUUGUAUUUCCCUGAUGUUAUUUUGCUAGCUCAAAAUCAAUCCAUACCUGCCUUUUGUAAAAACAUUAGUCUACAAGGAUGACAAAAGUCUACAUAAUAUAACCACUCAUUUCACAAGUAAAGCAGUUUGAGCAUGAUUAUAAUAAUCUACAGCUCCUUUAAAAUACUGAUUCCUCAGCCCCAAACAGAAACCCUUGUGGCAGAGUGGUUAGGAGCUACAGCUGCUAACCAAAAGGUCAGCAGUUUGAAUCCGCCAGGCACCCCUUGGAAACCUUACCAGCAGUUCUACUCUGUCCUAUAGGGUCGCUAUGAGUCGGAAUCAACUCGACAGCAACAAGUUUGGUUCCUGUUUGUUUUGGUCAAGCCCCAAACUAGAUCUGAAUCAAAAUCUCAGGGGCAAUUUUCAUAAAUACAUAUAUACACACACACACAUAUAUACAUACACAUAUGUUGUUGUUAGAUGCCAUUGAGUCAGUUCCAACUCAGAACAAAACCCUGCUUGGUCCUGUACCAUCCUCACAAUCAUUGCCACGUUUGAGCCCUUGUUACAGGCACUGUGUCAAUCCAUCUUGUUGAGGGUCUUCCUCUUUUUUUGCUGACGCUCUAACUUGCCAAUCACGAUGUCCUUCUCCAGGGACUGGUCCCACUUGAUAACAUGUCCAAAGUAUAUGAGACCAAGUCUUGCCAUCCUUUUUUCCAAGGAGCACCCUGACUGUACUUCUUCUAAGACAAAUUUGUUUGUUCUUCUGGCAGUCCAGGAUAUUAUUUUCCAACACCAUAAUUCAAAGGCAUCAAUAAUUCUCUCGUCUUCCUUAUUCAUUGUCCAGCUUUUGCAAGCAUAUGAAGUGACUGAAAAUUUUAUGGCUUGGGUCAGGAGUGCCUUAGUCCUCAAAAUGACAUCUUUGCUUUUCAACACUUUAAUGAGGUCUUGUGCAGCAGAUUUGCCCAAUGCAAUACGUCAUUCGAUUUCCUGACUGCUACUUCUAUGGGCAUUGAUUGUAGAUCCGAGUAAAAUGAAAUCCUUGACAACUUCAAUCUUUUUUCUGUUUAUCAUUAUGUUGCUAACUGGUCCAGUUUUGAGAGUUUUUCUUUAUGUUGAGGUGUAAUUCAUACUGAAGGCUGUAGUAUUUGAUCUACAUCAGUAAGUGCUUCAAGUCCUCUUCACUUUCAGCAAGCAAGGUUGUGUCAUCUGCAUAUCACAGGCUAUUAAUGAGUCUUCCACCAAUCCUGAUUUUGUGUUCUUCGUAUAGUCCAGUUUCUCUGAUUAUUUGCUGAGCAUACAGACUAAAUAAGUAUGGUGAAAGGAUACAACCCUGACAAAUACCUUUCCUGAUUUUAAUGCAUGCAGUAUCCCCCUGUUCUAUUUGAAUGACUGCCUCUUGGUCUGUGUACAGGUUCUGCAUGAGCACAAUUACGUGUUCUGGAAUUCUCAUUCUUCCCAAUGUCACCCAUAAUUUGUUAUGAUCCAGACAGUGGAAUGCCUUUGCAUAUAAACCUCUUUCUGGUAUUCUCUGCUUUCAGUCAAGAUCCAUCUGACAUAGCAAUGAUAUAUCCCUUAUUUCAUGUCCUCUUCUGAAUCUGGGUUGAAUUUCUGGCAGUUCCCUGUCGAUGUACUGCUGCAGCCAUUUUUUAAUUCUUUUCAGCAAAAUUUUAGCUGUGUGUGAUAUUAAUGAUACUGUUCAGUAAUUUCUGCAUUCUGUUGUAUUAUCCUUAUAUGGAAUGGGCACAAAUAUAGACUUAUACCAGUAGGUUGGUCAGGUAGCUAUCUUCCAAAUUUCUUGGUGAGCACCUCAAGCCCUGCAUCGGUUUGUUGAAAUAUCUCAGUCGGUAUUCUGUCAAUUCCUGGAGUCUUGUUUUUUACCAGUGUCUUCCGUGUAUCUUCGAUUUCUUCCUUCAAUACCAUUGGUUCCUAUCACGUUAUCUCUUGAAAUGGUUGUACUUCGACCAAUUCUUUUUGGUACAGUGGCUCUGUGUAUUCCUUCCAACUUCUUUUGAUGCUUCCUGCAUCGCUCAAUAUUUUGCGCAUAAAAUUCUUCAAUAUUGCGACUUGAGGCUUGAAUUUUUCACCGCAGUUCUUUCAGCUUGAGAAAUGCUGAGCAUGUUUUACCCUUUUGGGUUUCUAACUUUCGGGUCUUUGCAUAUUUUGUUAUAAUACUUUGUCUUCUUGAGCUGCCCUUUAAAAUCUUCUGUUCAGCUCUUUUACUUCAUCAUUUCUUCCAUUUACUUUAGCUACUCUAGGUUCAAGGGCAACUUUCAGAGUCUUUUCUGACAUCCAUUUUGGCCUUUUCUUUCUUUCCUUUUUAACGACUUUUUGCUUCUUCAUGUAUGCUGUCCUUGAUGUCAUUUUACAACUUGUCUGGUUGUCAGUCAUUAGUGUUCAAGGUGCCAAAUCUAUUCUUGAGAUGAUCUCCAAAUUCAGGUUGUAUUUUAGUUCUCCUGGACUUGUUUUAAUUUUCUUCAGCUUCAACUUGAACUUGCAUAUUAGCAAUUGAUUGUCUGUUCCACAGUCGACCCUUGGCCUUGUUCUGACUGAUACUGAGCUUUUCCAUCGUAUCUUUCCACAGAUGUAGUUGAUUUGAUUCCUGUGUUUUCCAUCUGGUGAGGUCCAUGUGUAUAGUCGCCACUUAUGUUGUUUAAAAAGGUUACUUGCAAUGAGUAAGUUGUUGGUCUUGCAAAAUUCUAUCAUGUGAUCUGUGUUGUUUCUAUUACCAAGCCUGUAUUUUCCAACUAUAGAUCCUUCUUUCCUUUCCAACUUUGGCAUUCUAAUCACCAGUAAUUAACAAUGCAUUUUCUUUUUUUUACUUUUUAUUGUAGGUUAGAUGGUUUACAGAGCAAACUAGUUUCUCAUUAAACAAUUAGUAUACAUAUUGUUUUGUGACAUUGGUUGCCACCCCCAUGACAUGUGAACACUCUCUUCUCGACCUUGGGUUCCUCAUUACCAGUUUUCUGUCCCUUCCUGCCUGUCAAUGCAUCUUGAUUGCAUGUUUGACUAAUUUCAUACUGCAAAAGUUGGUAGAAAUAUUCAAUUUCCUCAUCUUUGGCACUGGUGGUUGGUGUGUAAAUUUGGUCAUAUUAACUGGUUUUCCUUUUAAGCGUAUGGGUAUUAUUCUAUCACUGACAACACUGUACUUCAGUAAAGAUCUUGAGAUGUUCUUUUGGACAGUGAGUGUGACUCCAUUUCUCUUCAAUUUUUCAUUCCCACACAGCAGAUCAUGAUUGUCUGAUUCAAAAUGUCCAAUACCAAUCCAUUUCAGCUUACUAUUGUCUAGUAUAUUGAUCUUGAUGUGUUCCAUUUCAUUUUGAUGAUUUCCAAAUUUCCUAGAUUCCUACUUCAUACAUUCUACCUGAUUAUUAAUGGAUGUCUGCAAUUGUUUCUUCUCAUUUUCAGUUGUACCAUAUCAGCAAAUGAAGAUCCUGAAAGCUUGACUCCAUACAUGUCAUUAAGGUCUACUCUACUUUGAGGAAGUACAUCUUUCCUAGUCAUAUUUUGAGUGCCUUCCAACCUGAAGGGAUCAUCUUCUGGCACUAUAUCACAAAAUGUUUCGCUGCUAUUCAUAUGGUUUUCACUGGUCAGUUUUUUUUGGAAGUAGAUUGCCAGGUCCUUCUUCCUUGUCUUAGUCUGGAAGCUCUGCCGAAAUUGGUCCACCACAGGUGACCCUGCUGGUAUUUGAAAUAUCAGUGGCAUAGCUUCCAGUAUCACAGCAACACACAAGCUCCCUACCAUAGAAUGACAACCUGACGGAUGUAUAAAGUUGUUUUGUGCCAUUGAGUUGAUUCUCACACUGACCCUGUAUGAUAGCAUAGAUCUGCCCCCAUAGGGUUUCCUACGCUGUAUUCUUUAUGGGAGCAGAUCUCCAGGUCUUUUCUCCCAUGGAGCUACUGAUUGGUUCAAAUUGCUGACCUUUCAGGUAGCAGUUGAGUGUUCAACCAUUGCACUACCAGGCUCCUUCAUAUAUAUAUAGUUAAUGGAACUAUAUAUAUAUAUAUGUAUGUGUGUGUGCAUAUAUAUAUAUUUUCAUCCAAUUCAGGAAUCACUCAACCAGCUGAAGAUUAAAUGAUAUGGCUUAUAUUCUAUUCCUGGUUUUAAUUACUUAGAUGUUUGAUUUUUUUGGUUUCCUCAUGUGUAAAAAUAUGGGAUAAGAAUGGAUUCCUGAGGUUCUCUUAGCUCCAACAUUCUAUUAUUUUAUAAAAAACUGAGGCCCAUAUGUGCAAAGUACUUGUCCAAAUGAAUUCACUUAAUCUACCCAGUAUUCCUUAAGCUGCCAGAUAAGAAAUUCAAAUAUUAGAGGUGGGAGAUGUAGAGAUUAAAAAAAAAAACUGCUCCUUGUAGUGGACAACACAGCCGUGUGAA
Loxodonta africana (African savanna elephant) is the source of this 6357-nucleotide messenger RNA. It is a transcript of the gene STAP1, whose product is annotated as signal transducing adaptor family member 1. NCBI's taxonomy places the organism in Eukaryota, Metazoa, Chordata, Mammalia, Proboscidea, Elephantidae. The coding region runs from base 574 to 1467 and encodes 297 amino acids. Gene Ontology annotation, molecular function: signaling adaptor activity; protein kinase binding. Gene Ontology annotation, biological process: cell surface receptor protein tyrosine kinase signaling pathway; positive regulation of B cell receptor signaling pathway. The record is from RefSeq and is a predicted model, not a curated record. The transcript is spliced from 9 exons.